This is a messenger RNA of Symbiodinium sp. CCMP2592, 2400 nucleotides long. NCBI's taxonomy places the organism in Eukaryota, Dinophyceae, Suessiales, Symbiodiniaceae. The record is from the annotation of a GenBank genome assembly.
AUGAAAGCAACACUUGCAAGGAUCGAAAAGGAGCUGGUGCCCAAUCUCAAGUUCAUCGCAAAGCUGGUCGCUGUGGAUGCAGGGCUCUGCAGACUCCGGCAGCUAACGCCAGAGCAGGUUGUUGCCAGCAAAAAAGUGACUUCUCAGUUCCGAUGUGGUGGAGACGUGCAUCUGGAGGUUACAACGCGAGAGCAGGCGAUUACGAUGUCCUGUGAUCCGUGCUGCUGGACGCGAGGAGUAGACGGAGUUGACAGAGGCAGUGUGGUGAUUGCCCUUGUGGUAGUGAACAACGCCAUGGGCCGGGAGUUCUGGGCCGUGAAGGGUCUGGCGACGAUCGACGUAACGGGCACGAGCGAAGCUGAGGAGGCCUUGCUGGCAUAUCUCAGUACUGUGAACGAGAAGCUGCUGGAUUGGAAGAGCUCUUUCGAGAAAUCUGGCGUGCAGGGUGGAGUGGAGGUAAUCCAUCGCUUCAGGCAACAGCUGUUGGACAUCGACGAGGCAUUUUCCAGGUGGGCCAAGGAGCAACUUAACAAGAUGAGGUCACAACAACCAGCCGAAGAUCAUGUUUCUUGGCCUCCGUCUUUGCACUGCCCCGUGCCGAAUCACCCUCUUCAGGCCACACCGGUUAUCCAGCAUACAGACGCAAGCAUGCAGAUUCUUUGCAGGGAACUGAAAUCUAUCACGGAGGAAGCCUUCGCGCAGCAUUGCAUUGAGGUUGACGAGGCCUUGCAAGAAUGUGUGCAAUCAUUCUCAGCCUUCAAGACGGCGCAAGGCAUGAGCAGGCUGCCUGAGGCGUCCGAAGUCGUGGAGCAUUCACGUUUAGGGCUGUGGAAGGACGUUUCCAGUCUUCUGGUGUUCAAAGCCGCCGAGGUUGGGGCCAUCAGCGCCUCACAAGCACCAACGAGCAAAGCCUCUGCAGUUUUUCCUCCUAAUCUUCUGCAUCAGCUCAGGCUGUUCGUUGUGCCUUACGAUGCACGUGCUUUGCAGGAGGCCACAAAUCUGGUCAACGGCGUGCUGCGGCAGGCAUGCGGACUCCAGGAGGCUAUCCUGGAGGAGCACCUUCUUCGUGACGUUCUCGUUCAGAACCAAGUUGAGAAGGCCUUCCUGGCAUACCUCAGCGAGGUGAACGAGAAGCUACUGGAUUGGAAGUGCUCUUUCGAGAAAUCUGGCAUGCAGAGUGGAGUGGAGGUAAUCCAUCGCUUCAGGGAGCAGCUGUUAGACAUUGACGAGACUUGUUCCAAGUGGGGCAAGGAGCAACUUGACAAAAUGAGGUCCCAACAACCAGCAGAAGAUCAUGUCUCUUGGCCUCCGUCCUUGCAGUGCCCUUUGCCGAAUCAUCUUCUUCAAGUCACAUCCAUUGUCGAGCAUACAGAUGCAAGCAUGCAGAAUCUUUGCCGGGAUCUGGAAUCCACCAUGGCAGAAGAAGCCUUCGUGCAGCACUGCCUGAAGGUAGACAGGGCCUUGCAAGAGUGUAGGCUCUCAUUCUCAGCGUUCAACAUGGCUCCGGGCACGCAUAGGCUGCCCCAGCCGUCAGAAGUCGUGGAGCAUGCAUGUACAAGGUUGUGGGAGGACGUUUCCAGUCUCCGGGAGCGCAAGUCGAAGAAGGUUCUAGACAGCAUGCAGAACCUUAGAAGGGAUCUGAAAUCCAUCAUGGCGGAGGAAGCCUUCGUGCAGCAUUGCAUUGAGGUUGACGAGGCCUUGCAAGAAUGUGUGCAAUCAUUCUCAGCCUUCAAGACGGCGCAAGGCAUGAGCAGGCUGCCUGAGGCGUCCGAAGUCGUGGAGCAUUCACGUUUAGGGCUGUGGAAGGACGUUUCCAGUCUUCUGGUGUUCAAAGCCGCCGAGGUUGGGGCCAUCAGCGCCUCACAAGCACCAACGAGCAAAGCCUCUGCAGUUUUUCCUCCUAGUCUUCUGCAUCAGCUCAGGCCGUUCGUUGUGCCUUACGAUGCACGUGCUUUGCAGGAGGCCACAAAUCUGGUCAACGGCGUGCUGCGGCAGGCAUGCGGACUCCAGGAGGCUAUCCUGGAGGAGCACCUUCUUCGUGACGUUCUCGUUCAGAACCAAGUUGAGAAGGCCUUCCUGGCAUACCUCAGCGAGGUGAACGAGAAGCUACUGGAUUGGAAGUGCUCUUUCGAGAAAUCUGGCAUGCAGAGUGGAGUGGAGGUAAUCCAUCGCUUCAGGGAGCAGCUGUUGGACAUUGACGAGACUUGUUCCAAGUGGGGCAAGGAGCAACUUGACAAAAUGAGGUCCCAACAACCAGCAGAAGAUCAUGUCUCUUGGCCUCCGUCCUUGCAGUGCCCUUUGCCGAAUCAUCUUCUUCAAGUCACAUCCAUUGUCGAGCAUACAGAUGCAAGCAUGCAGAAUCUUUGCCGGGAUCCGGAAUUCAUCAUGGCGGAAGACUAG